GCGUACGCACAACUUCAAACCGCGACCGACCAUCAGUCCGAGACGAGAAUCCCUGGCGAUAACAUUCGAAACCAGCCACUGCCCACGUCGUGGAGGUAGUGCGUUUGGGGGCAAAAACGCAGCAGUAGUUUCAAGUACCUGUACACCAACCCUGAAGAAAUAGAAAAUUGCAGUACAGACAGGUGGCACGGCAUUCGUAGACUUUUCCUAGAAAACGAAGCACUGGGGCGAUCGCUUUGGAUCGACAGAUACCUUGGCAGGAUAUUCUUCCGGAUUCGGUUAUGCUGAUUUCUUUGGAAUGUAAACGCACAUACUACAACAACACAUCAAACUAUUCAACAAUUUGGUGAAUUUAUUACUAGUGAUAUUGUUUUUUAUUAUGCAUCUCUGCACUAUUGUGCAGUCAAGAGUGAAACAGUUGUAGCUUUUUUCGACUUAUCUGUACUAGUAUCUUCGCAGUGUACAGUAUUGGAGCCAAGUAAAGUUCCGGCGAAUUACUAAAUCAGAAAACGGUUAAUGUAAAAAUUUGAAUCAGCAAAAACUGGGCGCGGCGUUGCACAUCCUGGCGUGAAGAAGGAUUUUUUUUGCUGAAAAAAUGAUUUAACCUUGGGAAGAAUCUAACGCAAAUUAGCAAAAUGGUAGACGCCAUGAGUUUAACUGUAACUUGAAGAAGAUCAAUCAAAAAUGUGAAAGUGCAAUAAAAGAAAUCGUUUUCCUUUUGUUUCAUUUAUUUUUCCAUCGUCGUCUCUUUGGAUGCACACCCACUGGAUACACAACUAAAGCCAAGUGAAAUUUACACGACUGUCUAUUGAAAGUUAGUAAAAAUCUGUGAUAUCUCUAUGAAAACGUGUGACAAUAAUUAAAAGUGUAACAUAUAGUAUUUUAAAUGUGAGCAUAUAAAGUAGCUAGUUUAUAGUAAACAACCAAUCAAGCGAAAAUUAUCGAAGAAAAGAAGUUCAAUUACAGUGUGUCCCCAGACAGGUGCGAUUGGAAAAUUAUCUAAACGGAAAACAAUUCCAAAUUUUUGGUCCUCGCUGACACGAACGUGAAUGACCGCCAUUUUGAAAGCAUAAGGGUUAUUCUCGAGUCACCAGUCAUUCUCUCUCUCUCUCUGGCUCCCAGUGGGAACCUCUGACGCCCCUCCGAGUGGCAACCGGGAGCUGAGCGGAGAAAGUAAUCCAGCCAGCCAGCCAGCCCAACCAAACCAACCGACAAAACAUCCUGCCAGCCAUCAUCGGCCGCCAUCAUGCUUUCCCCCAUCACCGAGGGUGGAAGGACACACGGCCACAGCAGAACAAACCACCGAUCGGCCCCACCGCCGGCGGUAUACGACGCGUGCCCCCGGCCACAACGAAAUGAUUUUUGUUCUACGGCUACUGCUGCAACCAAAGCCAGGGAUAUCGUCCUAGUAGGACUAGCACUGGCACUCCUACUAGCCGCGCAUGUGGAAUCCAAAGCCCCAGAUCACUAUUUCGGGCGCGAGAUCGGACAUUUCAACAGCUUCGGUCACGGAGUUCGGGGCCGGGUAUUUGCCGUCGACGAAUCAACCCUGUUCGUGAAAGGCUUCGCCUACGACGGCAGCGCACCGGACGCGUUCUUCUGGGUUGGCAAUUCUCCCCGACCCAGUCCCGAAGGCUACAUCAUCCCCUACCCAGAGGAAUACUCCGGGAGAGAACCGCCUGCACUGGGACAGCAUGAGAACUCCGAUAUAAUUCUGAAAUUACCGAUGGGUAAACGACUUCGGGAUAUCCGUUGGCUGUCGGUGUGGUGCAGAAGAUUCACGGUCGAUUUCGGUGAAAUUUUCAUCCCACCAGGACUGGACGUUCCCAAACCCCGAGUGCUGCCCGAGUUCAAACGAUUGGCCCAUGGGCUUCGGUCCAGCAACAUCAGCAUCCUGGAUGCUAAAACGUUCUACAUUCCCAAUCUACACUACGACGGUGCCGGACCGGAUGCGUACUUUUGGGUGGGCAACGGUUCCGAACCAAACAUUAUGGGUAUCAAAGUUCCUAACGAGAUCGGUUCACUGGAACCGUUGCGCGGCUAUCAGGGCGAGGACAUUGAGAUCCAGCUGCCGGGCAAUUUGACCAUGUACGACAUCGACUGGCUGGCGGUGUGGUGCGUCGAGUAUCGACAUAACUUCGGUCACGUUUACAUUCCGAAGGAUCUAGAUAUUCCACCAGCGCUGGGGCAGACCAAAAUAGCGCCGCCCUGGUGGUACAAACCGACAACAUCCUCGACGAUGCCAACGCUGAUAGCGCACGGGACCACCACCAAACCGAAGAACGUCAACUGCAAAGAGCUUCUUCGAUCUAAACUCAACGUCAUGUGGGAGGUGGUGGGAGAUUACGUGGAGAUUGAGCUAAUCGGACGAAUCCGUGAGGAUCAAUAUAUGGCGUUCGGCAUUUCCGGCCAUAACGGUCAUCCUCAGAUGGUUGGUGCGGACGUUGUUGUGACCUUCUACGAUCGCAAACAGCGUCGGUUCCGGGCCGAGGACUACUACUUGUCAGCGCUGGCGCAAUGUGAUGGCAAGCAGGGUGUUUGCCCGGAUGAACGGAUAGGUGGUAAAAACGAUGUGGAAUUGAUUUCUGGAGACCGCAGCCAUGGAGUUACUCGAAUCAAAUACCGCAGGUUGUUACAGACCAACGAAGCUGUAAACGAUCAAGCCUAUCCCACGAACCGUCAAAUUUCGGUAGUUGCUGCCAUAGGUCCGCUGAAUUCACAGGACGAAGCAAAUGCACAUGCUCACCAGGACGUAACGGUAGAUGAUAUUCAGAUUAAUUUCUCGUCGAAAAAUGAUCAUACGUGUACCGAUGCGCUGGACAGUGUUCGGGAAGUUGGUGGCCCGGAGCCGUGGCCAACGCGAGUGAUACUCGGCGAGAAAACAAUUAGUGUCAAGAUUGGCCCAACAGGUGGAAAGCGAGGAUAUACACCAAUCACUGGUCAUCCUUCGUGGGGCAUUGCUUGGUACCUGAACGAUAUGUUAAUCCCGGAAGUAUAUGUAGAGCGUGGUCAGACAUACACUUUUGUGGUGGAAGGAGGGGACGAUUCAACCCAACCGGCUAAAUAUCAUCCAUUCUACAUCACAGAUUCCAGCGAAGGUGGAUAUGGCCAGUUAACGGAUGCCCAACGGAGACGGGAAACCAUUUUCGCAGGUGUUGAGUACGACAAGGAUAGGUAUCCGAUCCCAACCGCUGCUGGUAGAUAUUGUGAAUGGAAACACAAAACCGUAGACAAGUCUGAGGAAACCGAAACAUUCGAAGAGUACAAAAAGACACUGUAUUUAUCGUGCGAUGACCCUGAUGGACAACCGGCGUUCCUGAACUGGACUGUCGCCGACGACACACCGGAUCUUGCGUACUACCAAUGUUACACUCAUCGGAAUCUAGGUUGGAAAAUCCACGUGGUAAACGCGGGUAUGACGGAUAAAAUCAACGGUUCGCAUGGUUUGUUCGUUGUGAGUUCGCACAGUAUAGCUCUGCUGGUGCUAACCUUGUGUAUUGGCUUUUUGUUGACCGAACGACGUCAACAGUUUUGAUAGUAACAUUACGAAUUUAUUGCCCUCGGGAACGACCCCUUGCGUUCGUUCUAUGUGAAGGCGAACGAGGUAGAAAAUAUCUAGCUAAAAAUCGAAUACACUCGGUAAUGUUCCAUCGAAAUGUCGCGCUUGCUGAUGGGUUGAGUCCUUGGUGCGUUAAUUUAUGGCUUUAUGUUACAUAUACUUCAGCAUUUUCUUCUGGAUGAGCAGAAUAUUUUUUAGCGUAGGACAUUGAAAAAUGCUGCAGGCAGGUGAAUUUGCUUAUAAUUUACAAUCUAUGCUGUUAUAUUGUCAUGUAUAGUUAAACAAUAAUAUUUCGCAUUUGAAGCAAAUAUUUGCUAAACCUAUAAGAAAUUUGUUCAUUCCAUUCCAUCUUCCUUCUUUCAUGGAUAUUGGUGGUGAAUAUAAUAAUGAGCAUACAUAAGUAACUUGAUAGACUAAUUUGUUAACACGAAGUUAUAUUGUUUUAAUUAACCAAAGUUUCCAACAUUUUAUAUCUAUAUCCGUCCACAAUGAAACAGGAAAGCAAAAUGUUUCUUUUCAAACCGGUGACAAGCUAUUUCAAGUAGGUACAUUAUAAUUUGGACAGCCCAUGCAACUAUCCAGCUUUCGCACAUAGUAAGCUGGGUGUACCUAUAUCUAAGACGCUAGUACACUGCAUCAACUAUAUCUAGCCAAACAUGUCAAAUGGUCCUAAGUGCAAAUGACAGUUUCUCUUUGUUUACUUUCUCUUUUGCUAAUAACUCGGCUGUUUAUACGUUUGUUACUCAACUCUUAACACAAUUAGAUAGUCGAAAUCAGAGUUUUUCGAUAUAUCCUGAAACAAUAUUGAAAAGCUUUAAGAUGACGCCGUAAUAAUCGAAAGAGAAAGUAAACAAAGAGAGGCUCUCAUUAGCACUUAGGACCAUUUAAACUGUUUGUCAAGAUAUGACAAAGAUGGCCAUUUGUCCAAUGGCCACCGAGUUUCUAUAGAGAUAGACUGACGCUUAAUGAAAUAACGGAUGAUUAAAAUGACUGCGAACAAACGGACAACAGGAUACUAGUGGCUUUAGAGAUAUAGUACUAGCGUAGUACCCAUACAGUAGAUAGAAACUAACCACUUAUUUGUGGUAAUCUCUGCUGAGAUUCGGCAGAAAAAAUUAAGUGUGUAUUGCGAAACUUUUCUAAAAUCCACAUCGAGACAUUUCAGCCAUGCGCCACCAAGCCGUGCGCCGAAUUACGCGCAUGUUCACUUUGCAUUAGAGCAAACGAAAAAACGGUUUGACGUUUAUUUUUGUUUCGUUCGCACUCAUUUGUGUCACAUAUAGCAACAAAUCGACGAAACGCUAGUUUUUCUUGGGAUAGGCAAUAACUUACGUUUUUUUUUCGUUUUUUUAUGUAAAUAUAGCGCGACAGCAAACGUUUCUAAACUCGUAAAUCCGAAAAUUGUUAGUGAAUUCAAAAUAUCGACUCGUUGUCCAACCACCAAUUAAGACCAUUUUUACAAAAAAUACAGUUUUUUACAAGGCUGAUCUGGUGAACCACAGACUUUUCACUUUAACCUUAUUUCCAUAUUUCCUUUUUUAUCGUCCUCAAAUUUCUAAGAAAAGGUCGAAUUCAAUUUUUAUGCUUGUUACUGAGGCAGAUUUUUUUUGUUUUCAGUGAUAUCACCGGAAAAUUUUCUGUAAUCAAAAUACGUCACAAAGAUGUCGGGGUAAAACCGCAAUCGAAUUCCUGGUUUUUUUUCCUGGAAAAAGAUAAUUAGUGAUUUGCACAGAGUAGUUGUUAAUUUCGACCUUCUUUAUGGGUACUACGCCAGUAUGUACUAACUUUCUAGAUAGACCAAGUUUACCGUGUAGAAAGCAAACCAUCACUGGCCGGCGACUGUUCGAUAGGGAGCGUGCUGUUGCGAAUAAAUUGACACAACCUGAAAACCAACCAUGCGAUAUCGCUUGAAAAACAUAUCUUUCGUGUGAAUGAGACACAUUUUGCGCGUAACUAAGUUUCGGUAAGGCCUGCUCGAAGUAAAAUCAAGGCGACAUUUUGCUCUGGCGAUCGAGGAGAACUAAUAAGGGAUUCAACUUGGCAUAGCCAACUGCGUGUUAUUAAGUAUGCAUUUCGAGCAAAAUAAAAGGAUGUUGAAUUUUACGGUAUGCUUGCGCAUAGUAAUAGGUUAAGAUUACGUUAUAGAUAAUAAUUUUGGGUAUACAACUCAAACAAAAUCUUGACGACCUGGUAGAUCCGAAGGAGUCAGAUAUAAUCAAAACAAAUUGGAUUGACCUGAUUCGUUGAAUAACAAAUCAUUUUUACUUCAAGGCCAUUUGUUUAUUUUGAAUUGAUUCCAUCUCCUUUGUUGCAUAUGCAGUUUCACUACAGAUAAUAGACGUCUAGGCUCGUGUUCGAAGUGUAUGUCAAUACCAGUAACCGUCGUUUCAAAUAAAACGAGCGUCUAAAACCGAUUAAGUAAACGUGCGUAGGUGGCGCAGCGAUCAAUGCUACGCAGCUGAUAUGCAACCGUCAAAUACGUUUAGCAGAGUUGAGUAGAUGGCAAUAAUGACACACCGAUUUUCAGCGUUUAUAGAUUUUAUACUUUAUAUAGGUUUUCAAAUACAUUUUGUUCUAACCUACAUGUCUGUUAUCUGAGGUUUAUCCUUUGCAUUAUUUGCACCUAUUCCAUGCCCAAAAACAACUGUUAUUCUUAUAUUUUUUGUAAGCCUGGCUCUGGCAGACAACAAUGACAAAACGGGUCCUAGCUUCACCGUUUCCAAAGUUUUAAAACUAUAAAAAGCGGAAUCCAUCGAUUUAGUUAAUAUUUGUUACAAUAAACCACCUACACAUGAUGCCCAAAUGCUCCAUAUGUCUUACAUCUGAAUUCUGAAUCUAGAAAGUUGAUUAUGGUCGUCUUCAAUACUACUGAACUGUUGUCGAGUGUUGAGCAAACGUUAUUACACUCAACGAUAGCCACAUGUCAUUGGAUUAAAACAUAACCUCGUUUACUUUCCGUCGUCCAUGGCACCCCGAAUACUUUGGUCCUUUUGAAACAUAAAUAAAAAAAUAAAUGGACUUAAAACUCUUUUGAAAAUGUAACAAUCUUUUCCACGGAUACGGUACCAUCUUCAGUUUCUUAUAUUUUUUGUAAUGUCUACCAGAAUGUGAAAAGGUUACCAACUGCUAGUAUAAUUCCAUUUUUGGGACGGACUCAAAUAAAUUGAAGUAAGAAAUGGUGCUAUAUUUGACGAAACAGGUCUGCUUUAAAAUAAAACAAAUACAAAAGGAACAAUAAUGCAAGAGACUUUACAAUUACAAAGCUUUGUCUUAUCGUACAUUUGAACAUACAUCGAAUGGUUACUGUCUGUUUAUUUUUUGUACGCGAUAUUAUUUUUACUGUUUGUGCGACAAUAACAAGGGCAGCCCGCAAAAAGAGAAGCUAAUUUUUCGUUAUGUUUAUACACACAUACAGUUAUAUUCACUGAC
This is a messenger RNA of Topomyia yanbarensis, 6988 nucleotides long. RefSeq names its product protein Skeletor, isoforms B/C. The transcript has 11 exons. The record is from RefSeq and is a predicted model, not a curated record. The coding region runs from base 1247 to 3535 and encodes 762 amino acids. NCBI's taxonomy places the organism in Eukaryota, Metazoa, Arthropoda, Insecta, Diptera, Culicidae.